AUGGCUGCCAUCUUCCUCCUCCUCUUCUCCCUGCUCACCUUCACCGGGGAUGUCCUCUCCACCACCACUCCCUACCUCUCAUCUGAAACCCUCUUUUCCAAUUACGACAAGAUGCUCGACUCUUUCAAAAUCUUCAUCUACCCUACACCACCCAUCACCGAAGGCACUAUCUUCACCACCACACAAGAGUCCCAAUUCUACACAUCCCUCCUCCGCAGUCCUUUCGUGACCGAAGAUCCUAGCCAGGCUCACCUCUUCUUAAUCCCCUUCCCUUCAUCUCUCUCAACGCGCAAUCUCGCACGUCUGAUCAGAAACAUUCGUGGUAAUUACCCUUUCUGGAACCGCACACUAGGUGCCGAUCACUUUUACCUCUCAGCCGCCGGCGUUGACUCGUCGUCAGACAGAAACAUCGUCGAAUUGAAGAAGAAUUCUAUUCAGAUCUCUUGUUUCCCGACGUCUUCCGGUUUGUUCAUCCCGCACAAGGACAUAACGCUCCCACCGGUGCAUCCGUUCAAAGCAAAAUCGUCGGUCAACAACACGCUGUCGUUUCUCGGUUACAUAAAACCAAGCGGGAGAAGUUCGUCAACUUUAAUUGAAGAAAUUAAGAAGCAUCCGGAGUUCAAGGUUGAAUCGGAGCCGGGGAACAGAACGAGGGAAUUCAUAAAGAGUAGCAGAUUCUGUUUAUUUCUGUACGGCGACGACAUGACGUGGAUGGUGGAAGCGAUGGCUUUACAGUGUGUGCCGGUGGUGAUUACCGAUCGUCCGAUUCAGGAUCUGCCGUUGAUGGACGUGAUGAAGUGGUCGGAGAUGGCAGUGUUUGUGAGUUCAAGUGGUGGCGCAAAGGGACUGAGAAAGGUGUUGGACGUAAUAGAGUUAAGCCGGUAUGAGAAGAUGAAGGAAUCUGCUGUAGCGGCAACACAACAUUUAGCAUGGAACGCGGAGCCGCAACCGCACGAUGCCUUUCACAUGAUUAUUUAUCAGCUGUGGCUGAGACGGCAUACGAUUAGAUACGCCAGAUGGGUUGAACAGUAG
Messenger RNA from Lactuca virosa, 1032 nucleotides. The record is from the annotation of a GenBank genome assembly. NCBI's taxonomy places the organism in Eukaryota, Viridiplantae, Streptophyta, Magnoliopsida, Asterales, Asteraceae.